AUGGGCAAUUUGGUUAAACCCAACCUCAUAGUCACUGAUCUGGGUGGCGGCAAGUAUAAAAUGAGAUCGGAGAGCACGUUCAAGACCACCGAAUGCUCCUUCAAACUGGGUGAGAAGUUCAAGGAGGUGACUCCGGAUUCACGCGAGGUCACUUCAUUGAUCACAGUGGAGAAUGGGGUGAUGAAGCAUGAGCAGGAUGACAAAACCAAGGUCACCUACAUUGAACGUGUGGUUGAAGGCAAUGAGCUGAAAGCGACCGUGAAGGUGGAUGAAGUGGUUUGCGUGCGAACCUACUCAAAGGUGGCGUAA
Messenger RNA from Echinococcus granulosus, 309 nucleotides. RefSeq names its product Fatty acid-binding protein. The transcript is spliced from 2 exons. Lineage: Eukaryota; Metazoa; Platyhelminthes; Cestoda; Cyclophyllidea; Taeniidae. Gene Ontology annotation, cellular component: cytosol; nucleus. Gene Ontology annotation, biological process: fatty acid transport. The record is from RefSeq and is a predicted model, not a curated record. Bases 1 to 309 code for a protein of 102 amino acids. Gene Ontology annotation, molecular function: fatty acid binding.